This is a messenger RNA of Phytophthora nicotianae INRA-310, 2205 nucleotides long. Its product is annotated as TKL/DRK protein kinase. Gene Ontology annotation, biological process: protein phosphorylation. Bases 125 to 2095 code for a protein of 656 amino acids. The transcript has a single exon. Lineage: Eukaryota; Oomycota; Peronosporomycetes; Peronosporales; Peronosporaceae. The record is from RefSeq and is a predicted model, not a curated record. Gene Ontology annotation, molecular function: protein kinase activity; ATP binding.
AGUUGUGAUAUCUCUUCACCGUCCCGUAACGUGUGCACCGCAACGUCAACUCGUGCGCUCGUCCAUCGACUUUCCAGUGCUCGCGGUAGUCGAAAUUCGCCAUUCCAAGAUUUACUUUUCAGACAUGCGCUUGACGUCCGCAUUCCCAUUGCUGCUUGGAGCCGUUGCGCUCUUCGUCCAGGGCCAAACCGUGACGUUUCGAAGUCUGGAAGCGACUUCCUCGUCCAGUGCUUUGUCGUCCUCUUCGUAUGUCUUCAACGGCUCCGACUCGGAUAUUGCACAGCAGCUAUACAUCCGCUACAAGGCCGGUGACACUAGCGAUCAAGUGGAGCUCACGUCGGUUCCUACCGCGGUAACUGAACGUCUCGACGCCAUCAAAGUCGACUUCACCGGUCUCCCGGGACUUGUCCAGCGUGCUGUCCUAUGGGACACAGGCUUUGCCAUUGCACCAGGCAACACUGCGGUGCAGAUCUAUCCCAUGCACAAUCGCACUAUGGACAAUAUCGCCAUACCAAAGUGGGAAGUCUCCGGAGUGGACUGCACCUUCACGAAUUGUUCGCAACCAAACGAAGUGACGGCUUACUACAGUCACACGUGCACGGGAUGGCAGAUGCUCAACACUUCGCACUGUGUGAUCGAUGUCUUCGAGGACUCGGGCGCUGGGACGUACUUAGGUAACAUGUGGGCGAAUGGAGGGGACCCGGACGUCGCUCCGUUGAUCGAGCUGAGAGACCACACGUGGACGGAGCCGGUGUUUAACAAGAGCACCACCUUCUCCGUCUAUGUGGUGCACACAGUGUCUAGUUCCCAAGAACCGGCCUGGGGUGAAUGUCCCUCGGGGUACGGUACAGUGAGUAUUCCAUGCGCUCGACGCGAUCAGUUCACAGCCGAGUUCAUGGCUGCAAACACCACAAUCCCGACCGGAAGUGCGUGGGUGACCACGUGGUUGGCACAAGAGUUCGCUGAGGAAUCCUCGGGGUUCGACUACAUCCUAUUAGUCCCAAUAAUCCUUGGAGCGUUGGUGGUGCUAGGUGGCAUCGGCCUUGGCUGGUUCUGCUGGAAGCGUAAAGCCAAGAACAAUGCACAAAAAUCGACUUCUGCAGCCCACGAGCUGGAGACGGAUCAAUAUUUAGCUGUCGGCACUCCCGAGAUGAUUCUUGGCCCCACUGGCAUGACUACGCAGGGCUCCACUCUCUCUAGUCACUAUGAGAGUGCAGGAUCCAACAAGACGCUGAAGAUUCUACUAGACAGCGAACAUUUGCAAGGCAAACGUAUUCCGUACGACAGUCUAGUGUUUGAGAGAGCUGUGUCCAAGGGAGCAUCGGGUGAAGUCUGGAUCUGCCAGUACAACGGACAGAAAGUGGCGGCCAAGAGAUUGCUACAAACCAAGGAACAGAACGCUGAAAAGGUGCAAGCGUUUGCUGCUGAGAUCGAACUGAGCGCCAGCCUCGUCCACCCGCAUAUCGUCGAGUUCAUCGGUGUGGCCUGGAAUAGUCUGAAUAAUUUGACUAUGGUCCUCGAGUUCUUCCCUAUGGGCAACUUACAGAACUACCUACAGAAGAAUGCAGACCUGCUAUCGUGGGCGAGAGAUAAAAUCCACAUGGCUGUCGGAGUCGCCCAGGCUCUCGAGUAUCUGCAUGAUCGUACGCCGCCACUUAUCCAUCGCGACCUCAAGUCGAACAAUAUCUUGUUGACUGAUAAAUUGGAACCUAAACUGAUCGACUUUGGCGUGAGUCGUGAUACUGUCGACCUCACUAUGACAGCUGGAGUCGGUACGCCGUACUGGACGGCACCGGAAAUCCUGGAGGGCAAACGAUACACGGAACAGGCGGAUAUCUACUCGUUCGGGGUGGUGCUGACGGAACUGGAUACGAGCAAGAUCCCGUACUCGGACGCAACGACGGAACAUGGAGGCAAGCCGAAACCUUUCCAGAUCCUGCAGGACGUCAUGGCCGGCAAGCUGCGCCCUACCUUCUCCGAGGACUGCCCACCUCGGAUUAAGAAGAUUGGUAUGGCCUGCUUAGCUCUCAGUCCGGAGGAUCGUCCGACGGCGCAUGAACUGGUGCUGGAGCUUCAGGGAAAUGGCGAACAGUAGCCUUUGUGGUGUUUCUAAGGAGGAUGUUCAAAGUGUCAUAUUCACACGUUCCCAAAAAAAAAAGAUUUACUUAAUCUGAGCCACAAAUCGUGGUUACAGCACUUUUUGAC